GCGUUGAUGUUAAAUUCUCACCAACGUUCUACUCUUUUUUUGGGCUUAAUCCAAUUCCCAAACAGUGUACUAAAACCCUAACCUUCUCCCUCUCUCUCUCUCUCUCUGCGAGUCUGCAACGAUCAAAGAGGCAAUCUUUUCAGAUCAGAAUGCCUGAAAGCAAGCCAGUGAUUGGUCUUUCAUGGGAACCAAAGCUUCCUCCAUUCUCAUCUGGAACCAAAAAGGGGUCUGAUAAAGCUAAAAAUCUGCCUGAAAGCAGUGCACUGUAUAAACCCACUACUGAGCUCAUUGACGGGCUGUUUGUUCCACCUAACAACCCAAAACAAUUGAAUAAAUUACUGAAGAAACAAGUCAAAGAUACCACUGGGAAGAAUUGGUUUGACAUGCCUGCCCCAACUGUCACGCCGGAGUUGAGAAAAGAUCUCCAGUUACUUAAGUUGAGGAGUGCCAUGGAUCCAAAGAGGCACUACAAGAAGAGUGAUACAAAAUCAAAGACACUUCCGAAGUAUUUUCAGGUUGGAACGGUGAUAGAAUCAGCAUCGGAAUUCUUCACAGGCAGACUUACUAAGAAGGAGAGGAAGGCAACCCUUGCUGACGAGCUACUUUCAGAUCCUUUCCUUGGGGAUUACAGGAAGCGCAAGGUUCAAGAGAUUGAAGAACGAAACCGUCCGGGUGGGGUUGACAAAUGGAAAAUAAAAGGUCGGCAAUCACGGAAGCGUGCAAAGCAAAGAAGGCACUGAUAACUACAAAUACUGACCCACAGUAUGCCAUUCCCGGUCAGAUUUUUCCAAUCAAGAAUCUCAUGAAAUCCAUAGGAAGAUUCAUUUUCAGUCAAGACAGAUCCACAGAAAAAAAUUCUUUCAUAGCAUUGGUGUUUAUGAGAAGCAAAUUACAUCUUAUCAUCGUUGAUUAUAUUGAAAAGACAUCUCACAGGUGGAAAGAGAGAACAACUUUCACAACUGCAGUUCUGGUGGUGAUUUCUUAGUACUUUGUUUGCUGUUGUAUCUUAUACUUGAAUGUAGACAUUACUCGGUCGUUAUUAAAAAUAAUUACUAGGAUUGAUGUUAAUUUUUGUCGAAUUUUUCAUCAUUUGGCCUUUGUGCAGCAUUUUACCAAAUUCUGCAACUGGAGGGCAGAGCUCGAGUCUUGAAUGUUACAGUCAUAUAACUGGAUAUCUAUCUGUUAUUUACGGAGUAUUUAUUUAUUUUAUGGUCCUUAUUUAGUA
Messenger RNA from Cornus florida, 1225 nucleotides. RefSeq names its product rRNA-processing protein fcf2. Gene Ontology annotation, molecular function: RNA binding. The coding region runs from base 150 to 740 and encodes 196 amino acids. Gene Ontology annotation, cellular component: nucleolus. Lineage: Eukaryota; Viridiplantae; Streptophyta; Magnoliopsida; Cornales; Cornaceae. Gene Ontology annotation, biological process: RNA processing. The record is from RefSeq and is a predicted model, not a curated record. The transcript has 6 exons.